GUGGCUAGGGGCCCCCGGAAGUGCUUGUGGGUGGAGUGGGGUUGCCAUGGCGGACCCCGCUGAAGAGCUCGCUAAGCUCGAGUACCUCUCCUUGGUCUCCAAGGUCUGCACGGAGCUCGACAACCACCUGGGCAUCAACGACAAGGACCUGGCUGAAUUUGUGAUAAACCUUGCAGAAAAAAACGCAACCUUUGAUGCAUUCAAGGCAGCCUUGGUGAAGAAUGGCGCUGAGUUUACUGAUUCACUCAUCAGCAACCUGCUACGUCUUAUACAAACAAUGCGACCUCCUGCGAAACCUUCAACUAGCAAAGAUGCUGUUAAACCAAAAACAGAAAAAGAAAAAUUAAGGGAAUUGUUUCCAGCCCUCUGUAGGCCAAACAACCCCAUUGUCAGGACAAUGCUAGAUGAAGAUGAUGUGAAAGUGGCUGCUGAUGCCCUGAAGGAAUUGGAAGCAUUGAUGCCAACAGCAGGCAAACAGGAGAAACACCGGAGCAGUGAGGAACGGACCAAGAAAAAACACAGGAGUCGCAGCCGCAGUAGGGAUCGGGAUCGAAAGCGGAAACGAAAGUCCUCCUCUCGCUCUCGGACACGAGAGCGACAUAAGGGUAAAUCAAGGUACCGCUCCAGGAGUAGAAGCCCCAGUUGGGAUCGCAAGGAGCGAGAGAAGCCUGUGGAGAAAAGCAAUGAGCGAUGGAGGGAUAAGCAUGUGGACCGGCCCCCACCUGAAGAACCUUCCAUUGGGGAUAUCUACAAUGGCAAAGUCACCAGCAUCAUGCAAUUUGGCUGCUUUGUCCAGCUCGAAGGACUCAGGAAGCGUUGGGAAGGACUGGUCCAUAUUUCAGAGCUGCGCCGGGAGGGACGUGUUGCAAAUGUGGCUGAUGUGGUGAGCAAAGGCCAGAGGGUCAAGGUCAAAGUGUUGUCCUUCACCGGCUCUAAAACCAGCCUCAGUAUGAAGGAUGUAGAUCAAGAUACAGGGGAAGAUUUGAACCCAAACAGGCGUCGGAAUCUUGUUGGAGAGGCUGAAGAGACAGCCAUGCGAAAUCCAGAUCGGCCCACUCACCUCUCUUUGGUCAGCGCUCCUGAAGUAGAGGAUGAUACAUUGGAGCGAAAGCGUCUCACUCGCAUUUCAGACCCAGAGAAAUGGGAAAUCAAGCAGAUGAUUGCUGCCAAUGUGUUGUCCAAGGAGGAGUUCCCUGACUUUGAUGAGGAAACAGGAAUUCUGCCAAAGGUUGAUGAUGAGGAAGAUGAAGAUCUGGAAAUUGAAUUGGUAGAAGAGGAGCCACCAUUCUUGAGAGGUCACACAAAGCAGAGCAUGGACAUGAGCCCCAUCAAAAUUGUAAAGAAUCCUGAUGGCUCCCUGUCUCAAGCAGCCAUGAUGCAAAGUGCACUAGCUAAAGAGAGGAGAGAACUGAAGCAAGCACAGCGGGAAGCAGAGAUGGAUUCUAUCCCCAUGGGACUCAAUAAACACUGGGUGGAUCCUCUUCCAGAUGUGGAUGGGAGGCAAAUUGCUGCUAACAUGCGGGGUAUUGGUAUGAUGCCCAACGACAUCCCAGAGUGGAAGAAACAUGCUUUUGGGGGCAAUAAAGCUUCUUAUGGCAAAAAGACUCAGCUGUCAAUUAUUGAGCAGAGGGAAAGUCUCCCUAUUUUCCGUCUGAAGGACCAGCUUAUUCAGGCUGUCCAUGAUAACCAGAUUCUAAUAGUCAUUGGAGAGACUGGUUCUGGGAAAACUACACAGAUCACUCAGUAUCUAGCCGAAGCUGGCUAUACCUCUCGUGGGAAGAUAGGCUGCACUCAGCCUCGCCGAGUGGCUGCCAUGUCUGUUGCUAAGAGGGUAUCAGAAGAGUUUGGUUGCUGUUUGGGCCAAGAGGUUGGCUACACUAUCCGAUUUGAGGAUUGCACCAGCCCUGAGACAGUGAUCAAGUACAUGACAGAUGGUAUGCUGCUGCGAGAGUGCCUCAUCGACCCAGAUCUGACACAAUAUGCCAUCAUCAUGCUGGAUGAAGCCCACGAGCGCACCAUACACACUGAUGUGCUCUUUGGUCUCCUGAAAAAGACAGUUCAGAAGAGACAGGACAUGAAAUUGAUUGUGACGUCAGCCACCCUUGAUGCAGUGAAGUUCUCUCAAUACUUCUAUGAAGCCCCGAUCUUUACCAUCCCAGGCAGAACGUACCCAGUUGAGAUACUCUACACUAAAGAGCCAGAGACAGAUUACCUGGAUGCCAGCCUGAUUACUGUCAUGCAAAUUCACUUGACAGAGCCACCAGGAGACAUCCUGGUGUUUUUGACUGGCCAGGAGGAGAUCGACACUGCCUGUGAAAUUCUCUAUGAGCGGAUGAAAUCUCUGGGUCCUGACGUGCCUGAGCUGAUCAUCUUGCCUGUGUAUUCAGCACUGCCCAGUGAAAUGCAAACACGGAUUUUUGAUCCGGCUCCCCCAGGCAGCCGAAAGGUAGUCAUUGCCACAAACAUCGCUGAAACGUCACUUACAAUCGAUGGCAUCUAUUAUGUGGUAGAUCCUGGCUUUGUGAAACAGAAAGUGUACAACUCUAAGACAGGGAUUGAUCAGCUGGUUGUGACACCAAUUUCCCAGGCACAAGCAAAGCAACGAGCUGGGAGAGCUGGGAGAACAGGCCCUGGCAAGUGCUACCGACUCUACACAGAGCGUGCCUACCGUGAUGAGAUGCUGACCACCAAUGUACCUGAGAUCCAGAGGACCAACUUGGCCAGCACUGUGUUAUCUCUCAAGGCUAUGGGAAUCAAUGACCUGCUCUCUUUUGAUUUUAUGGAUGCUCCCCCAAUGGAAACACUCAUCACUGCAAUGGAGCAGCUGUAUACCUUGGGAGCCCUGGAUGAUGAGGGGCUACUCACUCGACUAGGGCGCCGGAUGGCAGAAUUUCCCUUGGAGCCUAUGCUGUGCAAGAUGCUCAUCAUGUCAGUACACCUGGGUUGCAGUGAAGAGAUGCUCACUAUAGUCUCAAUGUUGUCUGUACAGAAUGUAUUUUACCGGCCCAAGGACAAGCAAGCUCUUGCUGACCAGAAGAAAGCCAAGUUCCACCAGACUGAAGGUGACCACCUCACACUUCUGGCUGUUUACAACUCCUGGAAAAACAACAAGUUCUCCAAUCCUUGGUGCUAUGAAAAUUUCAUCCAAGCCCGCUCACUACGCAGGGCCCAGGAUAUCCGUAAACAGAUGCUGGGUAUUAUGGAUAGGCACAAGCUGGAUGUAGUAUCAUGCGGAAAAGCAACAGUGCGAGUCCAGAAAGCCAUUUGCAGUGGUUUCUUCCGCAAUGCAGCCAAGAAAGACCCCCAGGAGGGUUAUCGGACCUUGAUUGACCAGCAGGUGGUCUACAUCCAUCCCUCAAGUGCCCUGUUCAAUCGCCAGCCUGAAUGGGUGGUAUACCAUGAACUGGUGCUAACAACCAAGGAAUAUAUGCGAGAAGUCACCACCAUAGAUCCCCGCUGGCUGGUGGAGUUUGCCCCAGCCUUCUUCAAGGUCUCUGACCCCACAAAACUGAGCAAACAGAAGAAACAGCAGCGUCUCGAGCCACUUUACAAUCGUUAUGAGGAACCCAAUGCCUGGAGGAUAUCACGGGCAUUCAGGCGUCGAUGAGACCACCCCCCUCCUGCAGGGACCUUGAUAUCGCUAUGUCUCAGUCCAAUGGUGGGACUACUUGGUCAUCUUAUGUUAAUUUGAUGCCCGAAUCUCACAUUUUCUUCUUGUUCUACAGAAGGCCAGCAGGGGAAAAAUACAGCUGUCAAAGGCCCAGCCACUACACAACUAAUAUCAUGGCUGACUGCAGUGAUGCCUUUUAUCUUGGACCAAACUUUUCCUUUAGUUCUAUUUCUACAUUGCCCAAAGCUUAAAAAUUGCUGUAUAAUUUUGACCUGUUUGAUGACUAAAAGGCGUUGUGGAAUUUUAUUUUGAAGCCUGUUCAAAAGUUGGAUCUGGGGAAGAACAUCACACCCUCUUGUGAUCUCUAUCCUUUGAAACAGUUGUAUUUUACUUCAAAGCAACCUACUGGCAGCACAGUUGAAUGGCUGGACUUUUGGAGGAAGCAGGAAGAAUGCCCAGACCCUAUUAUGGGGUGGUCAUGCUUCAGUGUGGUUUGUCAGGUAUACUGCAAUGUCAUUGUCCUCUUCUUCUCUGAAAGGAACAGUUCACAGAGACUUUUGGUGUAAUUUAUAGUAACUUUUCACAAAAUGGUCGUGUACAUAACUGCUAUCAUUAAACCAGUAUUCCUGUAUUCCAUCAAAAAUUUCCCAAGCAGUUUUUUAAAAAUAAAAAAACCUGGAGACCCA
Sceloporus undulatus (fence lizard) is the source of this 4296-nucleotide messenger RNA. RefSeq names its product DEAH-box helicase 8 (gene DHX8). Gene Ontology annotation, cellular component: intracellular anatomical structure; catalytic step 2 spliceosome. Lineage: Eukaryota; Metazoa; Chordata; Lepidosauria; Squamata; Phrynosomatidae. The coding region runs from base 47 to 3607 and encodes 1186 amino acids. Gene Ontology annotation, molecular function: ATP binding; RNA binding; RNA helicase activity. The record is from RefSeq and is a predicted model, not a curated record. The transcript is spliced from 23 exons. Gene Ontology annotation, biological process: mRNA splicing, via spliceosome; spliceosomal complex disassembly.